AUGAUUAUUUUUAGGGCAAGUUUUGCAUUUGCACGAAAAGUUAAAUAAUUAAGAACUUCUUCGAUUAAAAACUCAAUAAAAAAAGAUGAUCAAAAUAUUUCUGAUGAACCAAUUGAAUCGAAAAAAGAAGAGGGUUUAGAUCAAAAUAAUUAGAUAUAAGAAAAUAAUUAAAAAAAAGUAUUUGAGAAAAAAUUCAUAAAAUCUUAAGAAUUUUUGAUGGCUUGUAGUCAUUAACCAGCACUUUCUUUACCAGAGGAAAUAUUAAAAAAAGCUAGAAAAGUAUUUUCAAAAUAUCCUCCUGAUGAAUUAAGAGAAGCAUCUUAUAAAUAUAUGAGAAUGUAUUAAUUAUUGCAUGCACUUGAGAAACCAGUAUCUAUAACUAUUAAAAGAAAUAAUUUAUUUGAAAAUCCAGAAAAUUUAUAAAAAUUAACAGAGAAAAAAGUUAUUCAUUUAUAUAAAUAAGGAACAAGUGAAUAAUAAAUAUUGGAAAAGAUAUUUGAAAGAAGAUAAAAGAAGGAUAUAAAUGUAGAUAGAAUAAAUAGUGCUGAAGAAAAAUUAGAAGAAUUUCAUAAUUUUGCAUCUGCAAUAGAUUAUGAUUAAAUAUUAACAGUAUCAUACUUUUUAAGAAAAGUUCCUGGAUCUUUUGCAGUUGGUUAAAAAAUAAUGACAGAAAUAUAAAAAAGAAAUCCAAAUUUUAAUCCAAAAUCAAUGCUUGAUUAUGGAAGUGGAAUAGGAACAUGGGCAUGGAGUUUCAAGAAAUUGUAUCCUGAUGUUAAAAACAUAGUUUGUGUUGAACCAAAUUUAUAUAUGAGAAAAUUAGGAAAAUUUGUUACUUAAGAUUAUAUUAAGGAUAUUAAAUUUUAUGAAAGUUUAUCACAUACACUAGAAUUAAGUUAUGAUUAUUUUGAUUUUAUAAGCAUAGCAUUUGUUUUAGAAGAAAUUAAUCAUCCUGAAGCAAGAUUAUUAGCACUUUAAUCUUUAUGGGCUAAAUUAUCUGAUGAUGGUAUUAUGGUUUUAGCAUGUCCUGGAUCACCAACAGGAUUCCGUUUUGUUAAUGAUUUUAGAGAAUGGAUAUUGAAAUAAAAAGGGUUUAUUGUUGCACCAUGUUAACAUUAAUAAUCAUGUCCUAUGGCUAAAGAAGGAUUUUAAUGGUGUCAUUUUAAAUAAAUGUUUACUGCUUGGCCAAAGGAUGGUAAUCUUAAUUAUAUAACUAAGAGUAUUCCCAAAGUACAUUUAUGAAAAUACUGCAGUGACAGAGAAAUUCUCAUAUUUGGCUGUAUCUAAGAAACCUUUGAUUUAAGAGGGAUAAGAAUGGCCAAGAAUUACAUUUGAUNCAGUCAUUAACCAGCACUUUCUUUACCAGAGGAAAUAUUAAAAAAAGCUAGAAAAGUAUUUUCAAAAUAUCCUCCUGAUGAAUUAAGAGAAGCAUCUUAUAAAUAUAUGAGAAUGUAUUAAUUAUUGCAUGCACUUGAGAAACCAGUAUCUAUAACUAUUAAAAGAAAUAAUUUAUUUGAAAAUCCAGAAAAUUUAUAAAAAUUAACAGAGAAAAAAGUUAUUCAUUUAUAUAAAUAAGGAACAAGUGAAUAAUAAAUAUUAGAAAAGAUAUUCGAAAGAAGAUAAAAGAAGGAUAUAAAUGUAGAUAGAAUAAAUAGUGCUGAAGAAAAAUUAGAAGAAUUUCAUAAUUUUGCAUCUGCAAUUGAUUAUGAUUAAAUAUUAACAGUAUCAUACUUUUUAAGAAAAGUUCCUGGAUCUUUUGCAGUUGGUUAAAAAAUAAUGACAGAAAUAUAAAAAAGAAAUCCAAAUUUUAAUCCAAAAUCUAUGCUUGAUUAUGGAAGUGGAAUAGGAACAUGGGCAUGGAGUUUCAAGAAAUUGUAUCCUGAUGUUAAAAACAUAGUUUGUGUUGAACCAAAUUUAUAUAUGAGAAAAUUAGGAAAAUUUGUUACUUAAGAUUAUAUUAAGGAUAUUAAAUUUUAUGAAAGUUUAUCACAUACACUAGAAUUAAGUUAUGAUUAUUUUGAUUUUAUAAGCAUAGCAUUUGUUUUAGAAGAAAUUAAUCAUCCUGAAGCAAGAUUAUUAGCACUUUAAUCUUUAUGGGCUAAAUUAUCUGAUGAUGGUAUUAUGGUUUUAGCAUGUCCUGGAUCACCAACAGGAUUCCGUUUUGUUAAUGAUUUUAGAGAAUGGAUAUUGAAAUAAAAAGGGUUUAUUGUUGCACCAUGUUAACAUUAAUAAUCAUGUCCUAUGGCUAAAGAAGGAUUUUAAUGGUGUCAUUUUAAAUAAAUGUUUACUGCUUGGCCAAAGGAUGGUAAUCUUAAUUAUAUAACUAAGAGUAUUCCCAAAGUACAUUUAUGAAAAUACUGCAGUGACAGAGAAAUUCUCAUAUUUGGCUGUAUCUAAGAAACCUUUGAUUUAAGAGGGAUAAGAAUGGCCAAGAAUUACAUUUGAUCCUUUAAAAAGAGGAAAGCAUCUUAUUCUUGAUAUGUGUACAGAAUAAGGAUAAUUGGAGAGGUAUUUAAAUAUAUAAAUAAACAUAGACGUAUAGUUGCCAAAUCUCAUGGUAAAGAAGGUGGUUAUUAUGAGGCCAAACACUUAAAUGGAGGAGAUCUUUGGAGAUUCCCAAAAUUACCUCCAUCAAAAGUAGGAAAAAAGAAAAGAAAAUAAUCAGUUAAAAUUAUUUGA
Molecule: messenger RNA, 2676 nt
Organism: Paramecium pentaurelia
Lineage: Eukaryota; Ciliophora; Oligohymenophorea; Peniculida; Parameciidae
Source: the annotation of a GenBank genome assembly